AUGCCGCCCUCCCUCCCCUGCCCCGUCUGCGCCAUCGACCUAUCCUCCCUCUGCCCAUCUAGCGCCUGCAUUGACCACCUGUCCCUCUGCCUUCGCAGCCGAGAAGUCCCAGCGAACAACAUCAACAUACCAGAGAUCGUCAUCACGCCUCCAGAUGCGCCGCACGACCUCCUCUGCAAUACCGUCACCGUGGUCGAUGCCAAGCUCCUGCAUGCGCCGAAGCGGAAUAAGUUUGGACGGGCUGUUGGCGUGGUUGGGCGGAGGAGGAAGGUGGUUAGUGAGGAAGAAAAGCAAGGGAUUGUGGGUAGGCGUUUGCGGAUUGAAACGGUGGCGAAGAGUUAUGAGCGGCGGGCGUGGAGGGUACAUGCACCUAGGGGUGGGAACAGGAUGCAUCUUCGCAGGAUUGCGGCUCGGCUCAUGCGCGGUCGCGGUGGAGAUGAGGUGCGUCGUGCGGAAGCGGCGAAUGGGUCGGUUCUAGCUGAGGGGAUGGAGACUCAGGCUGCACCGUCGAAGUCCGAGGUCACGGAUAUGUCGCCUGUUUAUAACUCUCUGGAGUGGAAGGACGGUGGAAGCGCAGCUACUAACAGCACGCCUCUCUUAGAGGAUGCACAGAACCGUGAAGAGCCCACUUCCCAUUCCCCAGGAACAACCCGCACCCCCUUCUCGCUAGCAGCUGCAGAACCGCUCGACUCCCAACCACACCUCGUCACAGCCUCGCCACAUGCCACCACCCCCAGCCCAACGCCAUCCUCCACCUCCCCCCACUCCCUCUGGUCCCCCGCAUCCACCCUAUCCGACUCCCCCAGCGAGUGCUCAUCCGCAUCCGCCUCCUCCGUAACGGGAAGCUUCACAUACCCGCUCUCCCGCCCCCGCCGCGAUUCAUCAACCUAA
This is a messenger RNA of Trematosphaeria pertusa, 891 nucleotides long. RefSeq lists its product as uncharacterized. The transcript has 2 exons. Bases 1 to 891 code for a protein of 296 amino acids. The record is from RefSeq and is a predicted model, not a curated record. NCBI's taxonomy places the organism in Eukaryota, Fungi, Ascomycota, Dothideomycetes, Pleosporales, Trematosphaeriaceae.